AUGGUCAAUCCUCAGAGUGUUCCUACUUUAUUGAAUUCCAAUGGAAAUUAUUCAUUGGAUGGUAAUGAUCAUGCGGAAGACUAUGAGGCGUGCAGUAAUGAUUCCAACAACGUUGAUCUCAAGAAACUGUUCGUAAUGAUUGAACCUCCUUUGAAUUCCAUUAAGAGUAACUUGUAUUAUUGUGAUGACUGCUUCCAUGUUGAGCAAUUGAGAGAACAAUUGCAAGAUUUUACUGCUGGUAAAAAGUAUGGUGUGAUUGUCAUUACUGGACAUGGAGCCUUGUUUGGUACUUGUCGUGGUAAUACUCAUUCCAUUAUGUAUCAGUUCAGUGUGGAUUUACCUAAAAAACAUUCAAAGGGAGGUCAAUCUCGUGAACGUUUUGCUCGCAAUAGAGAGAUUGCCAAGAAUGAAUACCUCAAACAAAUUGCUGAGAAAGCAAAUGCCUUGUUUAUUUCUCAAGCUCUCAAUGCACCCAAUGUUGAUGGAUUGGUAUUGGCUGGAUCUGCUGAUUUGAAGAAUGAAUUGAUUUCUCUCAAAUCCGAUGUUCUUGACUAUCGAUUGAGAACCAAGAUUUUAUCCAUUGUUGACGUCGCCUAUGGAGGUAAAGCAGGAUUCUACCAAGCCAUUUCUCUUGCUCAAGAAGCAAUUCUCGAUGCCAAAUACAUUGAAGAAAGAGAAUGCAUUGAAGAAUUGUUUAAUUUGAUGGCAAAAGGAAACAAGGUAGCUGUUGGUUUGGAUGAAACCAUGUAUGCAAUCAAUGCUGGAUGGGUUGAUAAGCUCAUUAUUUGUGAAACUCAAAAUCAACUCAAAAAGGUUACCUUUGCUGACAGUUCUGUCAAGUAUUUGAGAGAAAAAGAUUUGAAGGAUUAUGGAGAUUCCUCAAGCAUUGUCAAGGUUGAAAGUUUGCUUGAUUAUUUGAUUGACAAUUAUGAAAAGCUUGGAAUUAAUUCAUUGAACCUUGUUUCCUCAUCGACCAACGAAGGCAACAUGUUUGUUACUUCCUUCGAAGGUAUUGGCUGUAUGUUAAAGUUUGAUGUCAAUGUCGCUGCUCUUUUGGCUGAAGAGAAUGGUCUCAAUGAAUCAAGUUUUGAGAACCAUGCCUUUGAUGAGGACUUGGCCGAUUUCUACUAA
Messenger RNA from Naegleria lovaniensis, 1131 nucleotides. RefSeq lists its product as uncharacterized. Gene Ontology annotation, molecular function: sequence-specific mRNA binding; translation release factor activity, codon specific. The record is from RefSeq and is a predicted model, not a curated record. Gene Ontology annotation, cellular component: translation release factor complex; cytosol. Lineage: Eukaryota; Heterolobosea; Eutetramitea; Acrasida; Naegleriidae. The transcript has a single exon. The coding region runs from base 1 to 1131 and encodes 376 amino acids. Gene Ontology annotation, biological process: cytoplasmic translational termination.